This is a messenger RNA of Oryzias melastigma (Indian medaka), 3734 nucleotides long. Its product is annotated as centriolar coiled-coil protein of 110 kDa. The record is from RefSeq and is a predicted model, not a curated record. Lineage: Eukaryota; Metazoa; Chordata; Actinopteri; Beloniformes; Adrianichthyidae. Gene Ontology annotation, biological process: centrosome duplication; regulation of cytokinesis; centriole replication. The transcript has 14 exons. The coding region runs from base 470 to 2863 and encodes 797 amino acids. Gene Ontology annotation, molecular function: protein binding. Gene Ontology annotation, cellular component: centriole.
UGAUGGAUUUGAUCAAAUAUUAAACAUAUUUUUAAGUUGCAUUGACAAAACAAACACAAGUAGAAGCACAAGGUUAGUCCCGUUCAGGGAGCUUGCAGGGAAAGGUCGCGCUCAGCAUAUUGGAACGCGUCCUUCCAGCGUGUUGCUGUUACUAGGAGGCGCUGUUGGAGGCCGGAAGAGUUGGAGACGAGCACGAUGAUGAUGGUGGUCGAACAGGGGUUGAGAGGGACUGAGCUAAAUUAGUCUCCACAGCCGAGGCUUUGUGCGCCUCAGCGGCUGCGAUCUGCGUCUACACGCGUCGGGACUGAAGGAGAAAGGCUGCUUUCUGUUGUGCAGUAUGAUCUCAGAUGCUCCCCCCCCUCUGGGAACCUCACAUGUCCACAGAACUGUGAUCUACUUCCACGUUUGAUUCAUCAGGCUGUCGAGGGGGGCGUGGCUUCAUGGUGUCCGUUUCCUGUCCGGAGUGCGGAUGCGUGGGCGUGCAGAGAUGGAGAGCUAUGAGGAGUUCUGUCUGCGGAGUUUGGCCUCACUGCAAGAAGAGGGGAAACUUCGAAACAAGAUGCGUGAACCUUUCCUCUCCCUAAAGGCUCAAUCUGCCAUCUACUUUUACGGAAGGGCUGUGCUUUCCCCUCUGCUGAACGCACAGCAACACUCCGAGAUGUGCGGCUACAAGCAGAAGGCGGUCCAGCUGGAGCGGGACAGACAGAACCAGCAGAGAAAUAAGCUGCUGGCUCAGAACAUUCUGGAUCAGGUGCAUAAAGUUUCAAGCAAAGAGGAGGACAAGGCACCGGUCUUUCAAUCUCCAAAAAUCGGUGGGUACACCCUGGUUACUGACUCUCCCGGACUCCUCAGACAUCCUGGAUUUGGAUCUCAAGUGAAGGAGCCAGCGAUCUCACCCCUCAACGGUUACAGAGCAGGAGAAGACGUGGCCGCAGAGAAGCAGGAUAAGAGCGAGGAUGAAGGAGAUGACGAUGAGGAUAUUAGCUUGGACAGCCUUCUGAAGCGGUCGAGGGAGUACGUGAAGAAAGAGCAGCAGGGAUCUAAAGCCGUCCGCACAGUCAGCACGACGCCCUCGCCAGAAGCCUCGUUCCUGAAAGAGGAGAGGAAUCCUGUGAAGGACACAGGAGUUGAGUUUGGAUUCAGUCUGCACCAUAGUCCGAUUGGGGCGCCUCCCAUCCACCAUCAAACUCUGUAUGACCCCAACUCUCAAAAAUCCGUCUCACCAAGCAAAUCAGAACAAAUCGCUUCUCCUCCUCUGGAGCCCAGCGUCCUUUCUUUUCCAAAUAGACGCAAGCCGCGACCACUUUCCACGGGGAAUAUCCACAUCUCAUUCCCAAUUAGCCCAACUGACCUUAUUCCUCGAAGCCCAGGAAGGUCAGGGGAAGCUUCAUCAGCAGCUUUUACAUCCGCCGUUCAGUGUUGCCCCAUGAAGAAGGACGGUACCAACCGUCGAUCCAGUCACUGUGAUGCUAGUCCAGAGCUGGAGAACAGACGCCCCGUUAGUGCCACAGUGCUACACCACGAUCAUCUGACUGCAGGUUUUCGCCGCCGCUGCCACACGCUGGACAGUCAGAUGAACACUUACCAGACUGCAGCAGGACACGUAGACCGCAGUCAAGAAAGAGUGCCUCGCUUCAUGGCAGGGGUUGUGCGCCUUCCCCCCACCCGGCACACCUCUACUGCCCCUUCAAACCAGUCGUUCGAAGUGGACAGCUCCUUUUCAUCUCUGUCACGGCCACACACAACACCUGACGCCGUCACAUUCAGGCUAAAGCAUGAUGAGCCAAACAGCGCCAUGAAAGCAUCAACCCUCUUCAGAACUGGCAACACAGUAAUCCCAACAGAGGACUCCCAGUGGCGAGCACAAGCUCUGGAGAGCAUGCAGAAGCGCCUGGAAGAGGAGCAUGGCUUAAAGAUGUCUCUGCUCCUCGCUGAGCAGGAGAAGGAGCAACAGUGCCCCCACUUGGUCAGCUCAUGCAAUCACAAAGAGCUUGAGGAGAGAAGAUCGAUGGAACAGGGUUUUGUGGGUGAAAAUCCCUGUGGGUGGAACUGUAGGAGUGUGAACAGCAGCUGUCCCGCCAUUAGUCCUUCCUGUCCUGGACUGAGCCCGGUUAGAACUCCGUCAGAGCUAUCGCCUGGACACACUUUAGGUUUUCCCAAUCCUAGUGUAACCUUUCCCUCUGUCCAGCUUCCUGUCUAUCUGUGGAGUUCCACUCGGGGAACCAACAAAUCCAGAGCAAGCUUGAGCUUGGUUUUGACAGCAGAGCAGCAGAGAGCGUUCUGCCAAAUCUGCGCCAUCGUUCGCGGCUUCCUCGUGCGCAGGCUGCUAAAGACAGAAAAAGUAAAGAAUCUACGCCAAACCAUCGUGGACACGCAGGAGUUUAUCCGCUCAUUUCAGACUGAAGCAGAGCAAAAGAGGAGCACCUACUCGGAACAAGAUAUCUCUUUACAGGAGCGAGUCAGAGCCCAGUUGCGUGCAGCCCUGUAUGACAUCCAUGAUAUUUUCUUUGAAAUGCCAUUGAUGGAUCGCUUGAUGCUCCUGCAGCAGGAGAGGGAGCUGCGUGCAGAGAGGAAACUGCGAGAGCUGGAGAAAGCUAGGAGCACCAAAGAGAGAUUGUCUCUUUCUGCCGCCACACAGAGAUCUCUGGACAGAAAAAAGAGAGUCGGGGAAUCUCCAGCACAGACCAGGAAGGGGCAGCCAAAGCAAAAAAGCCCAACCACCAACAGAGUUCAGAAGACAAGUCAAGGCCAGAAUUGCUCCAAUCCAGGUCAACUGAACCGCCAGGGGAGCUGGUACAGAAAAACUCCAGAGGAGAGAGUAAAGCGCUCAGACAGCCUGAAGAAGCAGCAUUCUCUGGGUUAACCCGAGAAAAUCCUGUGAACUUGAAUGUUUCGUCAUUUAUUACAUUUCCCCUAUCACUGAAACUCACCAAUGCUGCUGAAAAAAAAGCAGAUUUGAGUCUAUUGCUUAAACUGAAAUGGUUAUAACCACUACCACAUUUUAUAUCAAUCAUAAACACUGUCACAUGUUACGCUGCUUUUUGACUUGUGCCACCUGCUCAUGCAAUUUUUUAAAAAUGUCAGUUAAAGUUUGAGGGAACUCUGAUGUUAUUGAAGGAAAUAUUUAAAAAAAAGUUUAAGAAAAGUCACAGGUAAAUGUAGAAAAGAUGGAUCUGUGCCUCUAAUUAUACCUUAGUAUAUUGAGCAUGCAGGUUUGUGAAAAAUGUGCGGAUAAGUGCUUAUUAUACAUUCAAAGUCACAUUACAUGUAUCAUUAUAAAACACAAACCUUAAGUCAUAAAUAUAUGCUUUUUUUAAGGGCUUUGAGUACCUCCAUGUGCUUUUUAAGUUUAUGGUGCUGAAUUUACAUGAAUCCUAAGACUUUACUUAAAUAUAAAAAAGUAUUUAUAUCUAGAUCAGUUUGUUUAUACUUUGUGGUGCUGUUACAGUAAUGUAGCGUUACAUGGAGAUGCACAGCAGCCCAACAGUUUCUUAAAAAAAAUGAUAGUAAACUAAAGGAAAGCCUUACAAACUGAAAGUCAUCUUGGUCAAAGCACAUGUCACUGAAUUUGUAUGUGGUAACAACCUACAGACCUUCAUGUAGUUCUCAUGUCGUCAUAGAAUUUGGUGUUCAUGGUUCCUGUUACAUUUCUGUGAUAUCUCUAAGUGUAUUUAUUUAUUUUUAUUUAAGAUUGUUGUGUUUUAUAAGGCCUCAAUAAACAAUCUUAAAGAAAA